This is a messenger RNA of Puma concolor (puma), 2196 nucleotides long. The record is from RefSeq and is a predicted model, not a curated record. NCBI's taxonomy places the organism in Eukaryota, Metazoa, Chordata, Mammalia, Carnivora, Felidae.
AUGGCGUUGAGCCUUCCUGUCACGUUGGUGGCUGAGACCGGUUGGAUUCCAGAAUCCUCUGUGGCCAGGAAGAACAUGGGGGACUUUCUGGUUGUGCUUUCCUGGGUCCCAGAGCGGAACUUCCACUUCUUCCUCCUUGCUCUGGCUUCGGAGAGAAGGGAGAGACUUUCUUUGCUCCUGGCAAUUGAAGAUGAAGGGGGUAAUCCUGAUGAAAUUGAAAUUACCUCUGAGGGAAACAAGAAGACGUCAAAGAGAUCCAGCAAAGGACGUAAACCAGAAGAAGAGGGUGUGGAAGACAAUGGACUGGAGGAAAACUCUGGGGAUGGACAGGAGGACGUUGAAACAAGUUUGGAGAACUUGCAGGACAUCGACAUGAUGGACAUCAGCGUGUUGGAUGAAGCAGAAAUCGAUAAUGGAAGCGUUGCAGAUGGCGUAGAAGACGAUGAUGCGGAUAACCUCCCAGAGUCCCUGUCCGAUAGCAGAGAGCUAGUCGAGGGAGAAAUGAAAGACCUUCCUGAGCAGCUUCAAGAACAUGCUAUGGAGGACAAAGAAACUCUAAACAAUUUAGAUACUUCAUCAUCUGACUUCACUAUAUUUUCUGUCGAAGAUGACUCGGAUACAAAAAGGCUUUCCAAAGAGGAAAAGGGUCGUAGCAGUUGUGGUAGAAAUUUCUGGGUUAGCGGACUCUCUUCUACCACCAGAGCCACAGAUUUGAAGAAUCUUUUCAGCAAAUAUGGGAAGGUGGUGGGCGCUAAGGUUGUGACAAAUGCCCGGAGUCCUGGAGCUCGCUGCUAUGGCUUUGUUACAAUGUCCACAGCAGAAGAGGCCACAAAAUGCAUUAACCACCUGCACAAAACAGAGCUCCACGGGAAGAUGAUCUCUGUGGAAAAAGCGAAAAAUGAACCAACUGGGAAGAAAACUUCUGAGAAGAGAGAGGGUGAGGGGAAGAAGGAGAAGUCCAGCACCAGUGACAGAUCUGCGAACCUCAAGAGGGAAGAUAAAGCUGAUAGAAAAGAGGACACUAAGAAGGGUGAAGACGUAAGCGGAGAAAAGAGUAAAGAUCAAGAUGAUCAGAAACCUGGCCCCUCCGAGCGAUCUCGAACCACAAAAUCAGGAAGUCGAGGAACCGAGCGGACCGUAGUGAUGGAUAAAUCUAAAGGGGUGCCUGUUAUUAGUGUCAAGACUUCAGGAUCCAAAGAGAGAGUUUCUAAGAGCCAGGAUCGCAAAUCGGCCAGCAGAGAGAAGCGGUCUGUUGUGUCUUUUGAUAAAGUCAAAGAGCCUCGGAAGUCGAGAGACUCUGAGUCCCGGAGGGUGCGCGAGCGCAGCGAGUGGGAGCAGCGCAUGCAGGCGCAGUGGGAGCGGGAGGAGCGCGAGCGGCUGGAGAUCGCCCGCGAGAGGCUGGCCUUCCACCGCCACCGCCUGGAGCGCGAGCGCAUGGAGCGGGAGCGGCUGGAGCGCGAGCGCAUGCACGUGGAGCACGAGCGCCGGCGGGAGCAGGAGCGCAUCCACCGCGAGCGCGAGGAGCUGCGGCGCCAGCAGGAGCUGCGCUACGAGCAGGAGCGGCGGCCCGCGGUGCGGAGGCCCUACGACGUGGACGGCCGGCGAGACGAUGCCUACUGGCCGGAAGCAAAGCGGGCCGCUCUGGAUGAGCGCUACCAUUCUGAUUUCAACCGCCAGGACCGUUUCCAUGACUUUGACCACAGGGACCGGGGCCGCUACCCUGACCACUCUGUCGACAGGAGGGAAGGUUCAAGAUCCAUGAUGGGAGAAAGAGAAGGACAGCAUUACCCUGAACGCCACGGAGGACCAGAGCGCCAUGGGCGGGACUCCCGGGACGGCUGGGGAUACGGCUCUGACAAGAGGAUGAGCGAGGGCCGGGGGCUGCCUCCUCCACCCAGACGUGACUGGGGGGACCACGGCCGAAGAAUAGAGGAUGACCGUGCGUGGCAGGGUGCUGCUGACGGAGGCAUGGUAGACAGGGACCACAAGAGGUGGCAAGGUGGCGAAAGGAGUAUGUCCGGGCACUCUGGGCCAGGUCACAUGAUGAACCGGGGAGGGAUGUCAGGGCGCGGCAGCUUCGCCCCAGGCGGGGCCUCGCGGGGCCACGUGAUCCCACGCGGCGGAAUGCAGGGUGGAUUCGGAGGCCAGAACCGGGGGAGCCGCCCCAACGACACCCGCUUCACUCGCCGCUACUAA